Mizuhopecten yessoensis (Yesso scallop) is the source of this 1738-nucleotide messenger RNA. RefSeq names its product alpha-1,3/1,6-mannosyltransferase ALG2-like. Lineage: Eukaryota; Metazoa; Mollusca; Bivalvia; Pectinida; Pectinidae. Bases 113 to 1405 code for a protein of 430 amino acids. Gene Ontology annotation, molecular function: alpha-1,3-mannosyltransferase activity; GDP-Man:Man(1)GlcNAc(2)-PP-Dol alpha-1,3-mannosyltransferase activity. The record is from RefSeq and is a predicted model, not a curated record. The transcript has 3 exons.
UGAAGAUACAUUUGGUGGCAACUUCCGUGUAUUGAAAUGCAAGACGUGGCUGUCGAUAUUACUGCAUUUUCUACCGCACUGGAGUCUACAAUUCCGUAAUAAGUAAAAUAAAAUGGUUAAUGUGGUAUUUCUUCACCCUGACUUAGGAAUAGGAGGGGCAGAAAGGGCUGUUAUUGACGCUGCACUCAGCUUGAAAUCCAGAAAUCAUGUUGUCCACUUCGUUACGGCACAUCAUGAUAAAUCCCACUGCUUCCAGGAGACCAAAGAUGGUAGUCUAGACGUGACUGCAGUUGGUGACUGGCUACCACGCAGUAUUAUGGGGAAAUGUCAUGCACUGUGUGCAUAUCUGCGAAUGAUUUAUGCCGCUGUCUACUUGGUAUUCUUCAGCUCACUGCAGUACGAUAUCGUAUUUUGUGAUCAAAUCUCUGCAUGUAUUCCAGUACUAAAAUUCUCCAAAGCAAGAAUUCUGUUUUAUUGCCAUUUCCCUGACAUGUUGCUGACAAAAAGGAAGGGCGCGUUAAAGAGACUGUAUAGGGCUCCGAUAGAUUGGUUAGAAGAGAAAACAACGGGAAUGGCAGACUGUGUGUUGGUAAACAGCAGAUUUACGGCUGGGAUCUUUAAAGAGACAUUUACAUCACUUGUCCGGACAACUCCAGAGGUACUAUACCCAAUACCUGAUUUCUCUGCAUUAGACAAGCAAGCACCUCCACCUACAGGAGACCUCUUGCCUCAGAAUGCAUCCACAAUCUUUCUCUCCAUCAACCGAUAUGAAAGGAAGAAAAAUCUCUCUCUUGCUAUUGAUGCUCUUGCCUGUUUAAAGGAAGCCAACGGGAAAAGACUUAACAGUAUUCACCUUGUUAUGGCAGGCGGAUAUGAUGAAAGAGUUGUAGAAAACAGAGAAUAUUAUCUGGAACUCAAACAAAGAGCAGAUGAUGCUGGGAUAGCAGAAAAUGUCACUUUUAUUCGCUCAUUCAGUGAUGCACAAAAAAGGACCCUGCUCCAUAACUGUAGUUGCCUUCUAUACACACCAGACAGGGAACAUUUUGGUAUUGUACCGAUAGAGGCUAUGUACCUGAAAUGUCCAGUGAUCGCAGUUAAAAGUGGCGGUCCCUUGGAAACUGUUGGUCAUGAGACCACGGGAUUUCUAUGUAAACAGAAUGAUGAAGAAUUUGCUUCAGCCAUGAUGCAAUUUAUCAAAAAUAAAGACUUGCACACAAAAAUGGGGGAGGCUGGUAGGAGCAGAGUGCUGGAACUAUUUUCUUUCGAGGCAUUUACAAAUCAACUUGAAGGUGUUGUGAAAAAGCUGUCUGCUCAAGGUCCACGUCAAACACUGACAUUAUCUCUGAUGUGGACAAUGGCUUUUGUCUGUGUGUUAGGUCUACUGUUAGUAUACAUACUGUUUUGAUCAUUUGUUUUGUAAUCAAGUGAUAAUUGUCUACACCAUUGAAAUAGCCUGCAUACACACAGUAUCGUAGGGACCAAAACAUUUCGAAGUUACUCUUGAAAUGGAAUCUUAACAAAUAUAUUUGGUACAAUACAUGUAACUUGGUGCAUUUAGAUUAAACAUAACAAAAAAAAAAAAAAAACAAGUUAACAUCAAAACCUUGUUUCCAAAAAAGAUGAGAAGUUAAUAAAUUCAACAGUUUAAAUAGUAAAUCUAAUGUGUACAUCUUUUUACAAGAAUUACAUACCAGUUGAUGUAUAUUAGACAUUUAUUUAUUUACAAAUUAUAUGUACA